AUGUGGCUGACCAACACUACUAGCCUUUUGCUGGAAUCCGUUCUGGAGCCUCGUAAUGUGCAAUACGCUAUUCUCUCGCAUACGUGGGAGCAAGAUGAGGUAUCUUUGCAGUACUUUGGCAACCUGGACUUUGCAGGCGAAAAGCCGGGGCCUCAAAUUCCGGUCUACUUUGGAUUCAUCUCAGACCUGUCAUCAGUCCUAGGCGGAGGUCUCAUGCUUGACUGGCUGGCUGGAGGAGGAUAUCGCUGGUUCAGCUGA
Fusarium subglutinans is the source of this 258-nucleotide messenger RNA. RefSeq names its product het domain protein. The transcript has 2 exons. The record is from RefSeq and is a predicted model, not a curated record. The coding region runs from base 1 to 258 and encodes 85 amino acids. NCBI's taxonomy places the organism in Eukaryota, Fungi, Ascomycota, Sordariomycetes, Hypocreales, Nectriaceae.